AUGGCACCAGUGGAAGUAAGUUUCGUGCAAAAUCUUUUAAAAAGCCCGAUUUCACUUGAAGAUAAACUUUUAAUUAAGAAAAAAGGAGGACAUAUUUCCGAUCUUCGAAUACACUACACUUCCGCAGAUUGUCUGAACGACGAGCCCAAGGACACGCUGUAUCCUUUUAGAAACGUCCUGCCCGGAACCAUCUACGAUACCGAUGCGCAAUGCAGCCUUCUGCUACCCAAAUCGUAUGGAACGUGCAGCAGCGGAAGCGACAAUUUCUGCGAGUUGCUGGUCUGCAGAGUCUCUCCCACGACCUGCUGGUCCAAAGAUGAACCCGUUGCUGAUGGCACCAAGUGCGGCGAAAACAAGUGGUGUUAUCGUAAAGAGUGCAUCGAAAUUGGAGAACGCCCCGAAGCGGUUAAUGGAGGAUGGGGCGAAUGGUCCUCUUGGACGUCGUGUUCCCGGACUUGUGGUAUGGGGGUUUCAAUAGCAGAAAGAGAUUGCAACAAUCCUGCACCACAGAAUAGGGGGCGCUACUGUUUGGGGGAGAGAAAAAAAACGAAGACAUGUAACCCAGAAGCAUACGCCAUAGAGACCCUUCAAACCCAUAGAUAUUUGUAUCGAAAUGUGUGGUGUUUCUAUAGGGUGUAUCGGUACCCACACAGAACACGCUAUCCAAUAACAUCCAUGCCUUUUACGAUAUCCAUUGGAUAUCCAAUGGAUAUCCAUACUGGAUGUUCAAAAAAAUAG
This is a messenger RNA of Brassicogethes aeneus, 738 nucleotides long. The record is from the annotation of a GenBank genome assembly. NCBI's taxonomy places the organism in Eukaryota, Metazoa, Arthropoda, Insecta, Coleoptera, Nitidulidae.